This is a messenger RNA of Oncorhynchus kisutch (coho salmon), 694 nucleotides long. Its product is annotated as parvalbumin, thymic CPV3-like. Gene Ontology annotation, cellular component: cytoplasm. Gene Ontology annotation, molecular function: calcium ion binding. The record is from RefSeq and is a predicted model, not a curated record. The coding region runs from base 261 to 590 and encodes 109 amino acids. Lineage: Eukaryota; Metazoa; Chordata; Actinopteri; Salmoniformes; Salmonidae. The transcript is spliced from 5 exons.
UUACAAGGGCGUUACUGAUGUCCACAGUAGUCAGUCUCCUGCCCAUGGGCGUUAUAAAGGGUAAAGGUUAAUUAGUUAAGGAAGAAAUUUGAUCAGGGGCGGGCAGUUAAAAUGUGAUACUCAGACAGGUAAUUCAAGCAUUCCCUAUUGUCACCUCAAUCAGGCCUAUAUAAAUCGUCUCUGACGGACACCAGUCACCGCAUAGCCUUACUCGUCUCUUUUGGAUCAACGACCGGGCAAGAACCUCAACGCGGAUUAAAAUGUCGCUCUCAUCUAUCCUUUCCGCUGAUGCCAUAGACGCUGCUAUGAAGGACUGCCAAGCACCGGACUCCUUCAACUGCAAGAAGUUCUUCCAGCAGUGUGGCUUGACCAAAAAGAGUCCCGCGGAGGUGAAGAAAGUCUUCGGGAUCCUGGACAACGACGCCAGCGGCUUCAUUGAGGAGGAGGAACUCAAAUUCUUCCUCCAGAGGUUCAACCCCGGGGCCCGUGUCCUGACUGAAAAAGAGACCAAGGCCUUCAUGUCUGCUGCUGAUGAUGACAGCGACGGCAUGAUUGGAGCAGAUGAGUUCCAGGCCAUGGUCCUAUCCUGAAUACCUGUACAACACCCUCCAUACCUCUUUCUCCCCACAGAGUUCCAGGCCAUGGUCGUAUCCUGAAUACCUGUACAACACCCUCCAGACCUCUUUCUCCUCGC